AUUGCUGUUUCUUAUGGCGGACUAGCAGGAAGACGCUAGUUGUUAUGGUUACUGCCUACAAACACAGGUUCUGUCAGGCAAAGUAUCUCUGAAUACAUUGGACGGAUCUUGAAAUUCAAUGGACUGGACUACGGAAUUAGAAAUAACUUCAAAAAAGAGGUUUAAUUUUCAGCUUUUACCUCGUCUUGGCAGACGAUCGACGCAAAGUAAUGUACAAGAAGAGUCCAGGUUGGAUGAUGACCUUUUGGAUAGUCCGGUAUCGCUAUCUUCCGGAAAAUCUGCGCAUCCACCUGUAGUUCCACCGCGCACCAGGAAAACCGGAUGGGGCGACGAACUGAAAAGCGGGAAAACUCGAGGAUCGUCGAAUCUUAUUGAACAACUGUUUUUUAGGGAACGUUCCCGAAUUACAGAAAAAGAUGAAGUGGUUGAUGACAUCCCUAUUAUUCCGGAUUUGGAUGAAAUUCAGGAGGAUAAUGCUUUGUCUGAUAUAAAUGCACCUAAGGUUAAUGUGAAUAGAGUUGCUGCGUAUAAAGAACUCGAUACGGAUUUGGUGAAGAACGCUGCAUUCACGUCUUUGGAUGGUGUUAAUCUAUCUCUACUAGCGGAGAAAUUAUACAAUGAAAAUCUUGUGAAAGAACCGGAUGAAGUAUGGAAUUGGAAUCUUCUGUUCACUCAGGUUGCUUCUGAAGUGAACAGUGAAAUGCAGAAAAAAAUUCCGACAUAAAUGUUUAUAAUUAUUAUAAAAAAUAAA
This is a messenger RNA of Osmia bicornis bicornis, 751 nucleotides long. It is a transcript of the gene IFT43, whose product is annotated as intraflagellar transport protein 43 homolog. The coding region runs from base 119 to 724 and encodes 201 amino acids. Gene Ontology annotation, biological process: intraciliary retrograde transport. The transcript has 6 exons. The record is from RefSeq and is a predicted model, not a curated record. Gene Ontology annotation, cellular component: cilium; intraciliary transport particle A. Lineage: Eukaryota; Metazoa; Arthropoda; Insecta; Hymenoptera; Megachilidae.